AUGCUCAUUAUACCAAUAUUUGAGAAAUGGAAACAAAAUGCUAUCACUGUAGCUGGUGGAAAUGGACAAGGACAAAAGUUAAAUCAACUCAGUCGCCCAGACGGAAUCUUUUUUGAUAAAAAUAAAAAUAUUUUCAUUGCUGAUUCUUUAAAUCAUCGUAUUGUUGCAUGGAAAUAUAAUGCAAAACAAGGACAAAUUAUUGCAGGUGGAAAUGGUCAAGGAAAUAGAAUGGAUCAAUUUAAUCUUCCAGUAGAUUUGAUUGUUGAUCAACAAACUUACUCGAUCAUCAUUGCUGAUUUCUAUAACAAACGAGUGAUUCAAUGGCUGAAUCAAAAGCAACAUAUUCUCAUUGACAAUAUUGGAUGUAAUGGCUUGGCAAUGGAUAAACAUGGAUUUCUUUAUGUUUCUGAUACUGAGAAGAAUGAAGUGAGACGAUGGAAAAUGGGUGUAUACAAUGACGGAAUUGUGGUGGCAGGUGGAAAUGGAAAAGGAAAUCAACUCAAUCAACUCAAUUGGCCUACUUAUAUCUUUGUUGAUGACGAUCAAUCUGUUUAUGUAUCAGAUCAAAACAACCAUCGUGUGAUGAAAUGGAGCAAAAAUGCUAAAGAAGGAACAAUUGUAGCUGGAGGAAAUGGGAAAGGAGCAAACCUCAAUCAAUCGUAUCUUCCUCAAGGAGUAAUUGUUGAUCUUUUGGGUCAAAUCUAUGUGGCUGAUCAAUCGAAUCAUCGAGUAAUGCGUUGGCGUGAAGGAAAAGAAGAAGGUGAAAUUGUUGUUGGUGGAAAUGAUGGAGGAAGUGAAUCAAAUCAGUUGAAUGAUCCCACAGGUUUAUCUUUUGAUGAUGAAAGAAAUCUUUAUAUUGCUGAUUGGCGAAAUCAUCGAAUUCAAAAGUAUGAAAUAAUAUUGUGA
Molecule: messenger RNA, 906 nt
Organism: Adineta steineri
Lineage: Eukaryota; Metazoa; Rotifera; Eurotatoria; Adinetida; Adinetidae
Source: the annotation of a GenBank genome assembly